Messenger RNA from Helicoverpa zea (corn earworm), 4368 nucleotides. Its product is annotated as RNA-binding protein 5-A-like. Gene Ontology annotation, molecular function: RNA binding. NCBI's taxonomy places the organism in Eukaryota, Metazoa, Arthropoda, Insecta, Lepidoptera, Noctuidae. The transcript is spliced from 3 exons. Gene Ontology annotation, cellular component: nucleus. The record is from RefSeq and is a predicted model, not a curated record. The coding region runs from base 193 to 2385 and encodes 730 amino acids. Gene Ontology annotation, biological process: mRNA splicing, via spliceosome.
GUUGAAAUCACUAGCGCUUACUACAGAAAACAUGGCGUCUUCGACGCAUUUUCUUUGAUAUUUCGUGUAAUUUUUGAGUAAAAAAAAACAAAUUGUAUUAUCAUUUCUAAUUUAAACUAGCUUGUACUGUGAUAAACGUGUUGCGUUAAGGCUUAGGUUAUCAUCCCAGUGACUGCUACGCAGGCCAGUGCGAUGUCGUGGCGAGGCCGUGACGAGAGGAACACCAGGUGGGGCGAGGACGACAGGUGGGCGGAGGGCCGGCCGCGCUCGCCCGUGUGGGAGCCGCGGCGCAGCGCCAGCCCCGAGCGCCGCGAGCCGCGCGUCGAGCGCCACCACCACGAUCGGUUCGACCGCGAGCGCGAGCGCUACGACCGCGACCGCGACGACGACCGCGAGCGCCGCGACCGCUACCGCCGCGAGCGAUACGACCGGCCGCGCGACCGCGAUCGCCGCCGCGACGGCAAGCGACACGACGACCGUGACGUGCCGCCGCCGCCCUCGCCGCCCCACAUCAGCGACGUCGAGCGCAGGCCCACUUCCCGCUCGAGCAGCCGCUCGGGCAGUCGCGACCGAAUGGACUUAGAUUACGAGAGCAAGUACGACACUAGAGACAAACACGAUGAUAACCAGACAAUCAACGCCUCCCCGGGGGAUUGGUUCUGCAAGUGUGGACUGUACAACUUCAAGAGGCGACAAGUGUGCUACAGACGAAACUGUCAAGGAAAGAGGUCAGAUGGCAUUGUCUAUGGUGGUGAUAGUGAACGGAACAUUCUGUCUGAAAGUGCAGGCAUCACAAAACGGUUGUUGUUCAGAAGACUGGACGCUUUAACUACUGAAGAGAAAAUAUUAGAGGUACUGAAGGAAAGAUGCUCAAAGACUGUUUUAGAUUCCAUUGCUGGUAUCACAAUUGGCAGAGAGACUCUGACCGGGGCCUCCAAGUGUUUAGCUUAUAUUAACUUUAAUUCCAUUGCUGAUUCCACAGCAGCUCAUUCAGAAUUGGCCUCUCUGCAACCUCCUUUAGAAAUUGAUGGCCGUGAAGUUCUUGUUAGUUUUUAUAAUGAACCAAAGAAAAUUUCAAAACCCCCUAGUGCUGACUAUUCAUCUUACUAUGCUCAAAUGUCUAACUAUAGUUCAUCAGCACAGGCCAUGUCUGAGGCGGACCGAGUAAACGCGGCCGCUGCCGUUGCUCAAUCAGCUAUAUCAGCUGCUCAGGCCCGCCACAUGGCCUGGACACCCGUCAGUGUGCCAGUUUUUGUGUCUUCCACUACUCAGUCAGCUCCCACAGUUAAAGCCCCCACAGGUGAUGGUAAGACUGUGUAUUCUCCCCCUGAUGUAAGGACUUUUAUGUAUGAUGAGACUUCCGGUUACUACUAUGACCCAGCCACGGGCUUGUACUAUGAUGGUACAAGUCAGUACUUCUACAACAGUCAGACAAGCCAGUACAUGUACUGGGAUGCCACCAGCAGCACAUACAUAGCUGCCACACAGGCUCAGCAGAACACUGAGCAGCCUAAAUUGCCAAACCCACCCACGGCUACCACAGAGAACACAAUAGCUAAAGAGCCAGAGGAAAAGAAGAAGAGGGACAAGGAAGACAAAGUUAAAGUUGCCAAAAAGAUAGCUAAAGACAUGGAGAGGUGGGCGCGGACCUUGAACCAAAAGAAAGAGAAUGCUAGGAGUAAUAUUGUAAUGGAGCAGCCCCUGGACAUGGGUGCCAGUAAAGGCUCUGCAGACAUUGGUUUCUCAGUGUUAGGGUCUGGACCUUCUUUAACUCACGUUAGGGAACUGUCUCCCCCGCCAUCCGGCGACGAGUUCCUGAUGAAGAGGGUGUCAGAUGCCGAGCACGCGUUCGACAGCGAUGAAGGCAUCAUAGACUGGGCCAAACUGACCUGCCUCAUUUGCAAGCGUCGCUUCCCGUCCGCUGAAGUGCUCAACAAACACAAAUCACUAUCAGACUUGCACAAACAGAACCUGCUGGAGUACCGCAAAAAGAAUGAAUUAAUUCCUCAAAUGAAUGGCUACAGAGACAGGGCGGCUGAGAGGCGAAUGAAAUUCGGUGAAGAUGAAACCCCUAUUAUAAGAAAGCGCUAUGAGCCGCCAGACUCGAUGCCUCCGCCCAUCGCGCCGCACCCACCGCCCUCCGUCGUCGACACGAUUGGAGGGAAAAUGCUGCAAAAAAUGGGCUGGUCUGAGGGUAGAGGUCUAGGUAAAGAGGAGCAGGGCAGGAUCGCCCCCAUAGAAGCCGAACAGAGGCCAAGCUUGGCAGGCCUCGGCCAGAAGAGAGGCAUUUAUACUCCAACCCCUGGGGAGACAUACAGAGACACAGUCAAAAAACUAAUGAUUGCCAGAUAUAAAGAGGUUGUCGGUCAAGAGGAAGGGAAAUAGAUGUCGGCGCUCAAUGCUUCUUCUGAGGGUCGACACUCAGAACUCUCGACGUCCUACAUGGUAAGUAUUGAUUCUGGUUGAAUCACGCUACAAUGUACACUAACGCUAAUUUUUCCACAGCUUGCUACAGGUAAAUGUAUUACAUGAUGAAACAGUCUGGGGGUCUUACACUCCAUGUUCCGAGUCUACUUUGACGGCCAGUGGAGGCCCAUUCAAAAUUUUACUCCAAAUGUGUUUGUUUAUGAGUAUCAAGAUUUUUAGCUCUCCAGAAUAAGGUGAAAUUUGUCUGCAUUGAUGUGUUGAUUUAGGAAAAUUUGUUGUGUUUAGAGCAAAGCUGCUAUUUUUCAUUGAUUUAAAUGUGUCUCAAGUCCAAAAGUUUAAAUUAUAGAAUACAAGUAAGUCAGUAUUGAUUUUAGCCGGCAGUUUAGGAAAUGUAUUUAUCGUGCUGUGACCUUUGCAAACUAGGUAGCAUUCAAGGAUUAUUACAAUGAAGACUGCAACCCAUAAAGUUAAUUUAUGACAAGCUCAAUAUUUCCUUUGUCUUUGAAUACCUGCAACGAUAACGGGUAAUGUUCAGUACUAAAUAGUAAAGUCGUACGAGCCGAAGCAAGGAAGACCCGGACGUAUGGACACGAUGUGAUAGACUGUGACUGUAGUGUUGUGUUUGAAGAAACGGUGUCUAGACCGACCCACGGCUCAUUACUGAUGAAUGUGACCAUUUACGUUACAGAGACUACAUGCCAGACCCCGCUGCGAGUUGCCAAACAUUAUAACAAACCUGUAUACUCAUAGAUAUAUAGAUACUAGAACACACAUUGUGAGAUUACAAAUGAAAAGCAAUUUUUUAAGUAGAGAUGUGCUCUCCUUAGCCCUUAGUAUGUAAAACUUAAUGUCUAUUUUUUUAUUUAUAUUUUUAAAGAAUUAUAUUCAAAAUGUUUAGUUGUUAUGUUCGUGUUCAUAGCUAGUUGAAUUGUUAAAGUAUAUUCAUAUUUGAAGACAAUGAAACAUACAUUGCAUUUAUUUUAGUUUGUUAAUUAUCUUAGAUAGUAAUUGGCAGUCUACAUUAAGUAAUUGUGGCAGGGUGGUCAAUGACUUAUUCACUAAUUAAGCUCCUAAUUGUUGGAGAUACUUUGAUUUAGGUACAAUUAAUUGUGAGUGAUGUGUUUUUGCUAUUUUACAAAUGAUUGUAGAUUCUAAAUGGUCAUCGAUUUGAAGAACGCAAUAAUAUUAGUAUUAACUAUAACAAUAGUAUCUAAACUGUUUGACAACUAAGUCUGCUCCACCCAGAAAUAAAGUAGGAUUUAUCUAGAAAUCUAGAAUAUGAACUAAUUUUAGGGAAUUUCCAUAUUUUAAAUAUUAUAGAGACUUAAUUUGUUUUUAGAUAAUAGAUGAUAAUCCCUCAACAAACUCCAUUUAUUUACAAUAUUAUAGGGAUGUUAUUAUAUUAUACACUUUGAUAAUGUAUAGGGACCUCUGAUGCGUACAAAACACACUUAUGUUACGUUUCGCCGCAAACCUAAUAUCUAAACCAACACGAUUGUUACCACAGUUAACAUUAUGCUAUUUUCUUCGCUUUGAUGGCCAUUUCACCGCGUACUGAUUACACAGUGACUAUUAAUGAAACCGUUGUACUCAUUUUAUGGCUCAAUGGCUAUGCUCGUGCAUUUGAACAAAAUAUUUAAUGAGCGUAUAAUCAAUUGGAUAGUUUAACUACGCCUUACAAGCGUAAACUAUUCGAGUGGUGAUAGAUGUAAUUACAUGUCUAGUGACCUAAUUACAUACAAAAAGUAGAAAAUUGUUAGUUGUGUGAGCGGCAUAACAUAACGUGAUUAUGUUUUGUUUCGUCCAUAAAUUAGUAUACAAUCAUGUUGUUGAUAAUGAAUGAGCAGUAAUUAAUUAAGUAAUUACACACGAUACAAUUUUGCAGGUUUUUUAGAUUGCUUAAGUUUUUAUUGAGCAUCAAUAUAAAAGGUUACAAUGAAA